This is a messenger RNA of Sceloporus undulatus (fence lizard), 2636 nucleotides long. RefSeq names its product gap junction protein gamma 1 (gene GJC1). The record is from RefSeq and is a predicted model, not a curated record. Lineage: Eukaryota; Metazoa; Chordata; Lepidosauria; Squamata; Phrynosomatidae. Bases 321 to 1502 code for a protein of 393 amino acids. Gene Ontology annotation, biological process: cell communication. Gene Ontology annotation, cellular component: connexin complex. The transcript has 2 exons.
UGGUUGAGAUGCAUAUAAUGUUCAUGUACUGUAAUGGGGGAGGAGAAAAGGGUUGUGCUAGGUUUCGACAAACAAUAGCAGGCUGGGAACGUCUUUCUUCGGCUGUCAGAACUAGUUUUCUCAUAAGCAGGGGAAGCAAUUGCCCAUCCCGGGAAUGUGUGCUGUCCUAAUGGUGAUUUUGCCACCUUUAGACAUAUUCCCAUGUUUGGCAUCUUGUUUCAUUGUGGUUUUUUGUCCCAUAUUUCUUGAUGCCUCCUUGGGCUGAGUUGGUUUUUCCCCGUCCUGGAAACCGCUGGAAGCGAUAACUGUCUUUGACCACCAUGAGUUGGAGUUUCUUGACACGUCUAUUAGAAGAAAUCCACAACCACUCCACAUUUGUUGGGAAGAUCUGGUUGACAGUAUUGAUCGUAUUCCGCAUUGUCCUCACUGCAGUGGGAGGGGAAUCCAUCUAUUACGAUGAGCAAAGCAAAUUUGUUUGCAACACAGAACAGCCAGGUUGUGAGAACGUUUGCUAUGAUGCUUUUGCCCCUCUCUCUCAUGUGCGGUUUUGGGUUUUUCAGAUCAUCCUGGUCUCCACUCCCUCGGUGAUGUACCUGGGCUAUGCCAUUCACAAAAUUGCCCGGAUGGUGGAACAUGGUGACACAGAGCGAAAGUUCCGAAGCAGGCCUUUCCCAAUGCGCUGGAAACAGCACAGGGGUUUAGAAGAGGCAGAGGAUGACCACGAGGAAGACCCAAUGAUGUACCCCGAAAUUGAGGUAGAAAGUGAACGAGAGAACAAGGAGAAUCCACCCCCAACCAAAAUGAAGCAUGAUGGCAGGAGGCGGAUUCGGGAGGAUGGACUCAUGAAGAUUUACAUACUACAGCUCCUGAGCAGGACUAUGUUUGAAAUUGGUUUCCUCAUUGGACAGUAUUUCCUCUAUGGGUUUGAGGUCAGCUCCAAAUUUAUUUGUAGCAGGCAUCCUUGUCCGCACAAAAUAGACUGCUUCAUUUCCAGGCCCACAGAAAAAACCAUCUUCUUGCUUAUCAUGUAUGGUGUGAGUUGUUUGUGUUUACUUCUGAACAUCUGGGAAAUGCUUCACUUGGGCUUUGGCACUAUCCGGGAUACGCUGAACAAUAAGCGGAAAGAGCUGGAGGAGUCGGGGACCUAUAAUUACCCAUUUACUUGGAAUACACCAUCCGCUCCUCCAGGGUAUAACAUUGCAGUGAAACCCGACCAGAUACAGUACACAGAACUGACUAAUGCCAAAAUAGCCUACAAGCAGAACAAGGCCAACAUAGCACAAGAACAGCAAUAUGGGAGCAACGAAGAGAACAUUCCCACCGAGUUGGAGAAUCUCCAGCGAGAAAUCAAAGUCGCUCAGGAACGCUUAGACCUCGCCAUCCAGGCAUACAAUAAUCAGAACAACCCUAUGUGCUCUAAGGAGAAGAAGCCCAAAGGCAGCUCGAACAAAAGCAGUGGCAGUAGCAAAUCAGGAGAUGGAAAAACCUCUGUCUGGAUUUGAUGCUGUUUGCCAGGGAUUUAAUGACUUGAUUGUUUUCCCCUUGCAGGGUAUGAUCACUAACAAACCUGCUGCAUACAAACUUCCAUAGAAUAAAUAUUUAGGUUUGUUUAAGUUCAGGGAGAUUAGGGCCUGAAAUAGAUGGGCCAUAAGAAGAGGUUUCAGGCUGCUUGGGGGGGGGGGAGGGGGGCAUUUAGGUGUUGCAUGCCCACGAAGCAGCUGGAAACUGUGCCUCAGCCACUCUAAGGGGGGAAAACCCGGACUAAAAAGAAGCUGAAUUUUUCUGUUCUUUCUUGGAAGGUGCGCACCUUCGGCCCUGCAUAUACAGUAAACGCACUGACACCAGGGCAGUUCUAAAGGAGCAUUGUAUCCUAACCCCCUGCAUGUAAACACCCCAAUUCAGGUGUGGGUUUAAAAAGGACAGAGCCAUCAUACCCAAGUGGUGGGGGCAGCAAUUGAAAGACACGAAAGUGUCUAAUGACAUCUAAUGGAUGUCAAUACAACAUAUACAAAUCCAACAGUCCAGGAAGCGCAUGGAGUGAAGGGAGGGGCAUGAUUGUACCUUGCUAGCAACUUCAUAGGCACAGCUCUGCUCUGAUGCCCUGUCCCAGUGGAGAGCUCCAUAUGUGACUGUAUGGAGGUUGAAAGGGACGGCCAUCCAAUGGGAUGGCAGUCACCACCAUUUUGUUCCUGUUAUGGUAUGCAGGGAUGGGGGGGGAUUAAAAAUACCUAGUGGCGCGGCUUGAUUUUGUGCCCUGAUGUCAUGACAUGCGCACUCCAGCCACCUUGGAAACGGGCUGUGCAGUCUGCAGGGAUUCGCCCCGCUCUUGGAAAAAGCAGCUUCAGGCCACUCUUUCCUGUUUGUCUGCUUGACCCCAAGGGCUGCCGAACGACACUCCAAAAGGAGAUGGAAAGGGAAGCAUUUAUGCUCAGAUUCUGAUGUUUCUAGAACAUGUGUUCUUGUUUCUUCCAGGUCAGGGGAAGACCCAGGUUUAUUUUUUAGGAAAAAAAAUCAUUCUUGUUGAACGGUUUACACUGUAUGUACAGUAUUAAGGUACAUUUUAUUAUGCACAAUUUUUUGUAUUUGUAUAUUGGAUAUCUCAGUUAUACUUUUUAUAUUAAAAAGAACAAAUUAGA